Messenger RNA from Coffea arabica (coffee), 1498 nucleotides. RefSeq lists its product as uncharacterized. NCBI's taxonomy places the organism in Eukaryota, Viridiplantae, Streptophyta, Magnoliopsida, Gentianales, Rubiaceae. The record is from RefSeq and is a predicted model, not a curated record. Gene Ontology annotation, biological process: shoot system development; root development.
AACAGCGUUGGAAGUUUCCUCCAGACAACAUUUGAUCCUUUAGCUGUUCCUAGUAUGCGUACGACAAAUUAGGUCGGUACGGACUCCUCCACGAAGGAAGGAUACUUCCUCUGUCCUUUUCCUGGCUGCAGGAGAUCUAAUCACGUCAAUUGACCACCAGCUGUUUCUUUUCAGAAAACUAGAUCGCCUGAGCUAAGCUGUAUAAGUUGCUAAUUCUAGGAAGGAUUGAUGAGUACUUAAUUAGUACAAUCUUCAGACCACAGUAGGGUCUAAUUGGUUAAUUAAUUCCAUCUGCUUGCGAAAUGACACGCCUGAAUUUUUUUGCUCUUAGAGACUUGCACGAUUCGGCUAAUGACUCGCUUCACUCGCGAAUCACCAAAAGGGCAAUUGCUGAUAAACAAGAGAGAGGGUUCACGAGGUUUCAGAAGCGUCCCUGAGAAUGUUGGAAACUUGCGGCAACACCAGGGAUGUUCUCUCGUUCGCCAAAGACCAUCUGCAUGACCUUCAAUCGGCUUUCCGAAGACGAGUAAGCAUCGCCGACAGCAGUGCAGCUGGAGCAGCAAACAAAUUCUCCGGCUACAGUCUCGAAAGAAAGAAAUUGAAGAAAGCCAUGCUAAGGCGGCUGCACUCGUUGAAGGAGAUGAAGAACAAAUGCAUCCACUCAUCGUCAUCAUCAUCAUCAGAUGUCUCGUCAUCCUUGAACCAUAACCUUGUUGCUGUGGUCAAUGUGCUGAGACAAGUGAGAAUGGCCACCAUGGCCAUCGUGGAGUCCCUAAUGUCACUCAUGUCCAUGCCUAAUGCGAAGCGGCACAGUAAAUCGAAUAGAGGGUUUUUCGAGGCCAGGCUAAGUCGUGUGGACAGCCUAAGUUCGUGGUGGGAAAAUUGUGACACGAGCAUGCUGCAAGAAGCUAGUAAAAGAAUGCAGGCGGUGGAGAUGGCCAUUGAUGAUCUUGAAGAAGAGUUGGACUGCAUUUUCAAGCGUUUGAUUCAGACUAGAGUAUCGCUUCUUAACAUACUCACCGCCCACUAGCAUACAGCUUGCCCAGUUGCAAGUUGCGACUCGCGGCUGGCCACUUCCGGCAACCUACUCUUCAGCCGGAAGAAGCUUUCAACAUUGAUUACUUUAUUCUUUAUAAUUAAAUAUUAUACCCAUAUAUUGCAGCACUUCUUUGAUGAUAACUUCGGCGUCAUGAAUUUGUCUUGCUUUCAUUCGCAUUAAUCUCCAUGCCGGACAAGAGGUACGUUUGGAAGUCUAUUACAAUUGGCCUCCGUAUAUAGCAAGGUCAAUAUCUUCCGUGUAAGCUGGAGCAUUUUGCUGCUAAAUUUAUCAAAUUGGCUUAUGAACAUUUCGUUUGCAGACGAUUGGGUUUCUCCACAACUAAAAACCUCUGGUUGAUGAUUUCCUAUUAGCCGCAAACUUAAAGAUUUUAGACAUCGAAUUUUGUCUAGCUUGAAUUGUCCAAUGAUUGAAGAAUAAGGAGCAAGCUCUUAAGACCAA